AAUCCAGCCAUGGCCUUGACUCAGUCUUGGUGGUCUGGGGGCCAUUUGCAUCUUCUUGGAGCCCUUCUCUUUGGUCACACUCUGGGGGGGCACCUGUCACUGGAAGAGUACUCUGGCGAUGCCCUUUGCGCUGAGGGUACCAGCGUACCUCAUUAUUGAACCUGUUGGGUUGGGCGGAACCUGGCUAGCAGCCUACCGGAGAGGCCGCCCUCCUCAUGUUUUGUGUUCUUUUUAGCGUCCUGUUCCAUCCGGUUUUCUGGAAGUCUCUCGGCGAGGACAGGCAGGCGAUAAUCUGAGAUGGGUCUGCGACCGCCCAGUAGUACCUCUAUUGCAAGAACUCAGAAAGAAAUGAAGAAAGCCCUCAGAGAGGAUGCCGGCUUCUCGAGGCUCACGGAGCCCUGCUGACUACAUGGAAGCUGGGUGAGAGCUUGGCUGCUGGGGUUCUGAGCAUGGCGCUGUGCCCCGUGUCUGCUGAGGUCAUUCACCAGGUGGAGGACUGUCUGGAUGACGACGAGAAGGAGACGAUGCUCUUCUUAUGCAGAGAUGUGGCGGAGAACCUGGCUGCACCCAAUGUCAGGGACUUCCUGGGCAGCUUAAGCGAGAGAGGCCAGCUCUCCUACGCUGCAUUGGCUGAAUUGCUCUACAGAGUGAGGCGGUUUGACCUGCUCAAGAGGAUUUUGAAGACAGACAAGGCGGCCGUGGAGGCCCACCUGUGCAGAAGCCCACAUUUCAUUUCUGAUUAUAGGGUGCUGCUGAUGGAGAUUGGUGAGAAUUUGGAUCAAUCUGAUGUGUCCUCGUUAAUUUUCCUCACGAGAGACUACGUAGGCCGAGGCAAGGGGGCCAAGGACAAGAGCUUCUUGGAUCUGGUGAUUGAACUGGAGAAACAGAAUCUGCUUGCUUCAGAUGAAUUGCGUUUACUGGAAAAAUGUCUGAAGAACAUCCACAGGAUAGACUUGAAGACAAAAAUCCAGAAGUACACGCAGUCUGGUCAAGGAGCAGAAUCAAAUAUGAAUUCUCUUCAGGCUUCUCUCCCAAACUUGAGUAUCAAGGAGUCAUUGUAUAAUUCAAGGCUCCAGAACGGGCAGAGAAAAGAGCACAGAUUUGUGGAACCCCUUGGCGUUCAAAGAAGACCAGUGAAGACUUCCAUCCCGGAAUCAGGAGCUUUUCUGCCUCCGCACAUACACGAAGAGAGUUACCGGAUGCAGAGCAAGCCCUUAGGAAUCUGCCUGAUCAUCGACUGCAUCGGCAAUGACACAGAAUAUCUCCAAGAGACCUUCGCUUCCCUGGGCUUUUGUGUUCACCCUUUCUUGUUUCCCAGUGCAAAAGAUAUAAGCCAGAUUCUCCAUCGAUUUUCCCAUCAGUCCCAACAUGGGGACUAUGACAGCUUUGUAUGUGUUCUGGUGAGCCGAGGAGGCUCCCAAAGCUUGAUGGGUGUAGAUCAGCUUCACUCCGGGUUCUCCUUGGAUUGGGUCAGGAGCAUGUUCCUCGGGGACACGUGCCCUUCUCUUAGAGGGAAACCAAAGCUCUUUUUUAUUCAGAACUAUGAGGCAUUGGGUAGCCAGUCAGAAGGCAGUAGCCUGGAGGUAGAUGGGCCGGCAAUCAAAAGUGUGGACUCUAAGGCCCCGCCUCCCAGCCGCUACAUGAUUCACCGAGAGGCUGAUGUCUUCUGGAGCCAGUGCACAGCAGACGUGUCGCAGCUCGAGCAGCCCUCCAGCUCCUCCUCUGUGUACCUGCAGACGCUCUCCCAGCAGCUGAAGCAAGAAAGGAGGCUCCCACUAGUGGAUCUCCAUGUUGAACUCAUGGACAAAGUAUAUGCCUGGAACAGCAGAGUUUCUCCUAAGGAGAAAUACUAUCUCAGCCUGCAGCAUACUCUGAGGAAGAAACUCAUCCUGUCUCAAGCAUGAAAACCUGAAGCCUUCUGGGUUCUUGGUAUGUCGUCCGGGGUGGCUUGGAGCUGGCAAACCUCCUGAUUGCUCGGGAGCAGACCUCGAGGGUUGUGCCUGCUUCUGGUUCUAAUGCAAGCCCUUCUUCCUGAUUCUCCUGCACGCAGGCCUCAGCCAUAAACUGCAGCAUGUUAACUCUCUGGCCACUAGGAGAGGCCGAACCCUCCAAAACUAUGAGCCAAAGUAAACUCCUCCUCCUUAAUCUCCUGGGUCAGAUGUUUUGACCCAAUGUAGAGAAUGGUAAAACAUAAGGCUGUUGUUUUGGGGGGUUAUCUACCAAACUCUAUGUCUAGAGGAUGUACAUCUAAUCAUUUAGUAAAUUAUUAGCUCAUUAAGUUAUUAGAAGUACCUAUUGCUUCAGAAACUAUGGAUUUCUGUCAUUGUGUCUAGUGACCUUUCAUAUUGUUUCCAAGUUUUGUAACCUAGCUUUUUUGAGACAAGGUUUCUCUGUAUAACCUUGGCUGUCCCGGAUUCUCUUUGUAAACCAGGCUGACUUAAACUCACAGAGAUCUGCCUGCCUCUGCCUCCCAAGUGCUGGGAUUAAAGGCACUGGCCUGGCCUAUAUAUAAUUAAAAAAAAAACCGUUUUAUUAUAUGUGUUUAACAUUCACAAUAUGAUGAGAUAUUUACAUAUAAAGAUGAAAAAAAUGGCUACCUGUGAACACGGGAGAGCUGACCCUGCCCCUCAUCAAGUAUGCAAUGGCUUGGCUAAAGGAGAGCUGACCCUGCCCCUCAUUGGCUGCCUGCCGCACUCAGGAAGAGAAUGAACACGG
Acomys russatus (golden spiny mouse) is the source of this 2715-nucleotide messenger RNA. RefSeq names its product CASP8 and FADD like apoptosis regulator (gene Cflar). The record is from RefSeq and is a predicted model, not a curated record. Gene Ontology annotation, molecular function: cysteine-type endopeptidase activity; protein binding. NCBI's taxonomy places the organism in Eukaryota, Metazoa, Chordata, Mammalia, Rodentia, Muridae. The coding region runs from base 450 to 1904 and encodes 484 amino acids. Gene Ontology annotation, biological process: negative regulation of extrinsic apoptotic signaling pathway via death domain receptors; proteolysis. The transcript has 10 exons.